GUUAGGGGGUGAUUCGGCUCUUAUGCCCAGUGUAAGUUUCCUCAGUUUUUAUGUUUUAUUUGAUAGUUGUAGCAGUUUAGUAGCCACUUACAUAGCAAUGCUGGAAGCUUUAUUGAUGUUUGUAUUUGUGUUUUAUAUACAGAGGGUUUUGCUCUGCUUUGACGUUUCUGCUUCAUGUUUGCAACCAUGCUACCACUGAAAGUUUUACCAGCAAAGUAUGCGCUUGAAGAAGCCGAUUAGGAGUAAGAGUUUGCACAGAAGCUGUUGCUGAUUGGAUUACCUCUCUAAGGACUUCAAAAUAACCAUCAAGUGGUGCCCAAAGAGGCAUAACAGCUACCCGCCAACACCCCUGCCUAUCUCGCUCUGCUAGCCCUGUACUAGCCAUUCCUUUGGGACUCGGGCAAUCUGUUAACCGCAGGCCAGCUACCCUUACCGGUUAUCCCUACAGAUCGACGCUGAGGCCUCGGCUGUCCACACACAAACACAGAAGAUGGCACUGUACAUAUCUGUUCUAGCUGUAGCCCUGCUAGGAUCCUGUUGGGGAGCUCCUCCACCUGACUCUGAUCCUGCGGCUUAUGACCUGGAGAACUAUGACGAGGACUCAGACACAUGGGACCUGAACAGCUAUGGAGAAACCUUUGACUAUGAUGACUUGGAUGAGGAGAUUGAGGUUGGGACUGUGGCUCCUCUUCCAGCUGUCACUCAACCACCUCCUGCAAUUGUUCCUGAAGACUACACAGAAGAGGUGACCCUUGCACCAAGGACCACCAAACCUCUAGUCCUUCCCACACUGGACUUCCUGGGCCCUGGCCUGUUUGGCCCAGAGACAGGCCUGGGGAUGCCCACUUGCCUGCUGUGUGUGUGCAUCAGUGGCAGUGUGUAUUGUGACGACGCUGAUUUAACUGAGAUCCCCCCUCUGCCCAAGGACACGACACACUUCUACGCUCGCUUCAACAAGAUCACUGAGGUCAAGGCCAAAGAUUUCCUCAACUUGAAUCAGCUGAAACGGAUUGACCUUACGGGGAAUCAGAUCACCACGCUAGGAGAAGAAGCCUUCCUCUCUCUUCCACAGCUCCAGGAACUGCUUCUGGCUGAUAACAAGGUCCAGGCACUGCCAGGGCUGCCAGCCACUAUGAGGCACAUCGACAUCCGCAACAACCGCCUGAAGAGUACUGGAAUGCACAGAGAGGGCUUUAAGGAUAUGAAAGACUUGCAGUUCCUGUACCUGUCAGGCAACCAGUUAGACUACAUCCCUGGUCCGCUGCCCGAGAGUCUACGGGUGCUUCACCUGCAGAACAACAACAUCCAGAGCUUGAACCAGGACACCUUCUGCAACAGCCACGACAUGAACUACAUCCGCAAGGCUCUGGAAGACAUCAGGUUGGAUGGCAACCCUGUGGAUGUGAAUCAGUAUCCGCAGGCCUAUGUGUGUCUGCCACGGCUGCCUGUAGGAACCCCACACUGAGCGGGGAAUCAAGACCACUCUUCAUCCGUCUUUCAUUACAUUCAUUGCAGGUCAGGGGGGCCCAAUUGAUCUAUCCAUGCUCUGCCCAUACAUGCACUCUUUCUAAGCAACUGUUGUGAGGUUGGACAAGCUUUAAAGGACAUUAGCAAAAACCCCUUUCAACCUAAUGAAAAAGGGUAGCACACAUUGAGUCACUACAUAACACUGAGUUUUCAGUAGUGUUCCAUUAGGCCGUUAGAGUCAAGACAAAAAAAAACAUUUUACAUUCUUUAUACAUGAGGGAUAUUAUAACAACAAACCAAUAAUUAAUAAAUAGUAUAAAAAAAUUAGCCUAUCAAUGUUAAUUCAGCUCAACAUACUGACUUUUAGAAGCAGAUAAUGGUAAUGGCAUACCACAACAAUCUUUAAAAGAAUGAGAAAAAAGAAAAGGCCAAUAUCCUCACAUUAGGCUAACUUACUUUGUGAUGUGUAUCACUAAACAUAAUGUACUAACAGCAAAUAUUAGGUUAACACAAGCUUGUUUUAUAUUUAAAACCAUGGACAUGCUUCUAGAGACAAGGAGCAUAAAAUAGACAUGAAGCCUAAAGAUGCACUAUGUAAGAUCUGGGGAUUUGGAGACCUCUCUGGAGGUGUAAUGUGUAAUUGCAUGCAACAUGCAGAAGAACAUUUUGUAACGUCGGUUGUGUAUUCAAAGAGAACUCAGUCAAAACUUGAGUUUCCACCCAGAACUGUUAAUUGAAGGCUCUGACAUAUGAUUUAUCCAAUAGCAUUGUGACCAGAAACCAAGGGAAGUAAGAUCAGGAAGGGGAUGUAUAGUUACACUCCACACUGGAUGUUCUUUAAUAUGUAAAGAUGCAUGACAUGGUCUAAAAACUCCUGCAAAAUCCUAGCCAACACCUCUGUUUAUUAUUUUUAUAUUUCAGGCCUUACAUGGUGACUCACUGCAGUGCACACACAUCAUAUUUUAGCUUGUUUUUUCUCCUGACUCAGUAAUGCUAAAAAUGAGUCAAAAUAAUAGUUGAGACCAAGACAAGGUCGAGACAGAGCUCAGUUUUAAAUGCUGAGCAAAACUGUGCUGUUGUAGCUAGUUAAAACUAUGCAAGCCAUUGCUAACGCUAGCUUGAUUACACAAGAAAAAAAAAUCAUCUGAUCUAUCCUAACAGCGUGACCUUUCACCAACUCACAAAAUACGUUUCAUUUGAAAUUCUAACUCACUCAAUAUUUAGGUAUUUUUAGUUGUGCACCACAACUUUUCAUGAGGUUGAAUAGAAUUUUUGCCACCAUUCUGUAAAGAAAGCAUUUGAGCAUGGAGAGAACAUUUGUUGCAGCCCUGAAGAGCUGGUGUCCAGGACAGUACGGGGAUUUCACUGCUCCAACACCUACUAAACCUAUUAGCCCAUCAUUAGUUGAUGAGUUAAAAGUGGAUUUGUUAGAGCAGGAAAAUAUAUUCAAGCCACACUAGACUCCAGCCCUCCAGGACGGAGGCCCCCCUGCUGUAGGCCUGUUAUUGCAGCUUGCUUUCCAGGUUGUUGGCUCCAUUACUGUGCAUUAUGCCA
This is a messenger RNA of Colossoma macropomum (tambaqui), 3021 nucleotides long. It is a transcript of the gene optc, whose product is annotated as opticin. The record is from RefSeq and is a predicted model, not a curated record. The transcript has 8 exons. Gene Ontology annotation, molecular function: protein binding. Lineage: Eukaryota; Metazoa; Chordata; Actinopteri; Characiformes; Serrasalmidae. The coding region runs from base 491 to 1465 and encodes 324 amino acids.